UCACUCAGUCCAGGCAGCAGGAAGUGAAUCGCUCUCCCUGCAGUGACUCUGGGGCGCUGUGGGGAGCCUACGCUCCUUGCAAGAUCCCCGAGCCCCAGCGGCUGCUGCUGGGACCCCGGAGAGGGGAAUCUCCAGCAGGGACAGUCCCGCUGCUCCCAGGAGCCUCUCCCGGUGCAGAGACCCCAGCCUGGCCAGGACCCCCCUUCCCGGGCCCCAGCCCCUGCUCCCAGGGAGGGCACCGCUUGGAGGGAAGAUGCCGGUGACCUUCGAGGAGGUGGCUGUGUACUUCACCGAGGGGCAAGGGACUCUGCUGGACCCCGGUCAGAGAGCCCUCUACAGGGAUGUCAUGCAGAAGAAUUAUGAGACUGUCACCUCGCUGGGACUCCCCAUUCCCAAACCUGACCUGAUUGCCCGGCUGGAAGCAGGGGAAGAGCCGUGGAUCCCGGAUCUCCAGGACUCUGAAGAAAGGAAGAUCCCAAGAGCCCAGGCACUAACUCCUGCCUGGAUUCUCUCUCUCUCCCCCAGCAGGUUAUGAGACAAUGAGUGAGGGGAAUCCACAGCAGGAAGGUCCUGAUCAAGUGGAACUCCAGGCGACCUUUUUGAGAAGAGCUGAAGGGAAUUUUUCCCAGUGCUUGGAACAGAGAAAUGUCUGGAGUAAUUGCCACAGGUCAGAGAGGAAGCUGGGGAACUACCAAACUAAGAAACUGGAUGAAUCAAUCAAAUGUGGAGGAGGAGGAAAGGAUCCCAAUGAAACCACAGCCCAGCAGACAAAUCACAAAGAAAAGAAAUCCUAUAAAUGCUUGGACUGUGGGAAACGCAUCAGUCAUCACUCAGGGCUUAUUAACCAUAGGACAAUCCACAAGGGAGAGAAACCCUGUACGUGUCUUGAGUGUGGGAAAAGUUUCAGUGCACCAUCUGCCCUUAUUGUACAUCAGAGAACCCACACAGGAGAGAAACCCUAUAAAUGCUUGGACUGUGGGAAAAGCUUCAGUCAGAACUCAAACCUUAUUAGACAUCAGACUAUUCACACAAGAGAGAAACCCCAUAAAUGCUUGGAUGAUGGGAAAAGCUUCAAUCCCCGCUCAUACCUUCCUAAGCAUCAGAGGAGUCACAUGGGAUAGAAUCUAUAAAUGCCUCAACUGUGGGAAAAGUUUCAUUCAAAGAACAAACCUUGCUUCACAUCAGACAAUCCACACAAGAGAGAGAACCCAUAAAUACUUGGACUGUGGUAAAAGCUUCAAUAACUGCAGGAAAAGUCUCUCCCAGAGCAGAGACCCCAGUUUGGCCAGGACCCCCCCUUCCUGGGCCCCAGCCCCUGCUCCCAGGAAGGGCAGUGCUUGGAGGGAAGGUAAGAGAAACCUUCCCCCACCCCCGGUGGCCCCAGGGAGGGGUGCCUCCUGGUUCCAUCCUGGCUGCAGGGGGAGGGUGCGAUUGAGUUGGCUGCGAUUCCCUGCCGUGUGCCCAGGAAAGCUGCCACCAGCUCCCAUUGUUUUCAGGGCGCGUGAAGCCCAUGCCAUGGGGAGGGCUGGGACAGCGAUACCUGGGGAAUAUAGGGGUGUGGGAGCCGAGAAACUGCUGCCUGUAGGAAUUUGCUACCUGUACCUGUUACUCAUAUGUAAGGGAUUGUUAAAAAAACUGGUAUUGUAAAAAACUGCUAUCUGAUGUAAUUUGCUACCAGUAGUAGUAAGAGGUAGCGAAUUGUUACCAUUAGCGCAGUUGCUCAUAGGUAAGGGUGUUCUUAUUUGCUGACUUGUCCUAAUUUGCUAAAUCUUGACAGUGUUGUGGGUUGGAAGCAUAAAGUCUUCGGCUUCCAAAUGACCCUGCCUGGUGUACAUAUGUAUCAAUUACCUCUUAAUAGAGAAUUGUAAAAAAUAGAGUGAGGUCAUUUAAACAUCAUUUAUUUUGCAGUUUAAUUUACUGGGCUAGCAAUGUAGCAUCCUGACAUUGAUACUUGUGCCCAAGUGACCUGUGGGUUGGAUUUAUUUUAGUGGGACGCGGGACAUAUGGAGGAUAAUUUAAGGAUUUGCCUUUAUUUCCUUAGGGUUUGCCUUUAAUAUGCUGGUGUGAUCUCUGACCAUUACCGUUCAUCAACUCAGCCGGCAGGCACAGGCAGCAAUGCCCUGUCCUGUUCCCUUGACUGAGAAAGGUUGUGAUCAAAGGGAGUGUAGAUUCCAGAAAGCUUCUGGGGUAAUAUCUCAUUGGAGAUGAAAGGGCUUGUUCAGAAAAAUUUUUUGAAGUCUGUAGGGUAAAGAUGAGCCAGAUGAGUUUGUCUCCAUGCAGGUAUAUUUUAUUCUCUGGGGGGUGGGUAGAAAGGAGAGAGAAGUAUUUUACAUUUCCUAUUUCCCUUACUGAGGGCCAUCUAUGGUCACCUGAAAUUUUUCCUGGCAGAAGCAGUUCCUAUCUAUUUAUUACAGGGUCAAAAUAUUGCUGCCAUCACACAGAGGCAUUAGUGGUGAUGGAGGUGAGAAGAGGGCCAAGAAGGCCUUUCCCUCCCUCAGCACUCCCAUGCAUGUGGAAGCUAUAAUAUUGCUGCUGCCUAAGUACCCUGAUGGCAAACGGGUAGGGGCAAAAGGCACUGCCAGCUGUACUGAGCACCCCAGAGGAGCCAGGCACUGUGAGGAGUGUAUGCUGCUACACCUAUCCUGUACUGGUGAGGGCAACCCUCAGUCCCCAGUGCUCCUGGUGGCCCCAGGGCUUCCCCUGGCUUCCACCAGCACAAACACUGCACCAGCACAAACACCGUUUGCUUCUCCCCUGCCUCCCCACCCAAAGGGAUACUUGAAAAUACCUGGAAACAAAAGGACUUGAAUUGGGUCAGGGGGGAGGGACGAACUACUGGACCCAGGCUGGAAAGACACCUUUGGCCUGUGUAGGAUUCUACCUAAAACAAUAUCUAGGGUGAGGAAUUAUUAACCAAUUUCUUUAGUGAAUCUAGCUUAGUUGGCGUGCUUUGUAUUAUUUUCUUAAUAAUGUGCUUUGUUUUGUUUGCUACUUCUUUAACCCCUUAAAAUCCACCUUUUUUUGUAGUUAAUAAACUUAUUUCUGGUUUAUAAUAUAACCCAGUUUAUGUAAUUUCUAACUGGGGGCAGGAAGUUGUGCAUACCUUCCUUCACAUUGAGGGAGGAGCCGAAUUUCAUAUAAUUUUGGGUUUGUACUCCAAGGCAGGUGAACACCUGGGGCUGUGGCAGGUCCCUUAAGCUAAGUCUUCCCAGAGCUGAUCUCAGUGACUAUAUUGUUCUGCAGCUGGGCCCGGCCCUGCCUGUGUGCUUGGCUGGAAGAGGCUUGUGAUCCUGGCCCAGCAAGACCUGGUAAAGGGUGCCCAGGCUGGCAGAAAACACGGGCUCAGUGAUAUCUCAGCUCAUCAGGUGACAUCCCAAGGGUCCAACCUGCCACAUGGACUAUGGACUUACACUAAAAGGAGUAUUCCAACCAAUGGACUGAGGACCUUCCAAUCUUUUGAAGUUACCAGAACUUUACAAGCCAGCAGUUUAUUCCAUUUCUGCUUCAAGCCUCAUACAAGAUCUUUGCAUUGAGUGUAUGUAUUUGAUUCCUUUGACCAUUUUUAACUCUUUCCUUUUUCUUUUCUCUUUCUAAAUAAACCUUUAGAUAGUAGAUACUAAAGAAUUGGCAAAAUUGUGAUUAUUUAGUAAGAUCUGAGUUAUGUAUUGACCUGGGUAUAUGGCUGACCUCUUGGGAUUAGAAAAACUCUUUGUUUUAUGAAAUUGGUUUUAAAUAACCACUCAUAAAAUCUAGUGUCUGGGUGGUGAAACAAGGAUUGGGAUACCUAGGGAGACUGCUUUUCUGACUUCUUGUUGACCAGUGUGCUAAGACAGAAGUUUACUUUUGUUACUGGUUUGGUAUAUCUUGUGGAGGAAUAACCAACAGUUUGAGAUGGAUCUACCCCAUUUCUCAGCAGUUUGUAAAGAAUCUGGAAUUCUCAGCUGUGACCCACUGAGGUACGGUUACACCCUCACCUCCAACCCUUUCCACCUCCUAACUGUAUCUCACAUCUCUGAAGGGAUCAGGCAGUAACUCCAUCCCCGUUCUGUCUCAGCCUUUCAGAAUGUGAAUCUAGCACUCACCCUUGGUUUUCAGGCUGAGAGAUGUUGAUAAUUUUCAUUGUUCAAACAACACAAAAAUUUCAUGACAAAGGGUAAAGAAAGAUUAAAAUAAAAUUUAAAAAGGACUCUUUUGCUGUCAUUUGUAUCAUAAAGUCCUCAAUAAAGCUGUGAUUGAUAAUAGUUUAGCCUGACAGGAUCUAAGUAUGUGACCA
This is a messenger RNA of Trachemys scripta elegans, 4273 nucleotides long. RefSeq names its product dehydrogenase/reductase 7C (gene DHRS7C). Gene Ontology annotation, cellular component: sarcoplasmic reticulum membrane. NCBI's taxonomy places the organism in Eukaryota, Metazoa, Chordata, Testudines, Emydidae. Gene Ontology annotation, biological process: negative regulation of transcription by RNA polymerase II; regulation of release of sequestered calcium ion into cytosol by sarcoplasmic reticulum. The transcript has 4 exons. Bases 646 to 1647 code for a protein of 333 amino acids. Gene Ontology annotation, molecular function: all-trans-retinol dehydrogenase (NAD+) activity; DNA-binding transcription repressor activity, RNA polymerase II-specific. The record is from RefSeq and is a predicted model, not a curated record.